Messenger RNA from Aspergillus homomorphus CBS 101889, 1264 nucleotides. RefSeq names its product DNA repair protein RAD14 (gene rad14). Gene Ontology annotation, cellular component: nucleotide-excision repair factor 1 complex. Gene Ontology annotation, biological process: nucleotide-excision repair, DNA damage recognition; nucleotide-excision repair involved in interstrand cross-link repair; base-excision repair. The transcript is spliced from 3 exons. The coding region runs from base 27 to 1139 and encodes 370 amino acids. Lineage: Eukaryota; Fungi; Ascomycota; Eurotiomycetes; Eurotiales; Aspergillaceae. Gene Ontology annotation, molecular function: damaged DNA binding. The record is from RefSeq and is a predicted model, not a curated record.
GAAAAUCAGGCUCGACAAAGGAAAAUAUGGCGAGCGACAGGCCCUCGACUCCUCCGCCCCAGACGGGCGCAAACAAGCCCGGUGAGCUCCCACGGGGCCCGCUAACCCCAGAACAGCUACGACGGAUCGAGAUCAACCGCAUGAAAGCGAAAGCGAUCCGCGAGCAGCGCGACGCGGAAGCCGCCGCCGCCGCCGCCGCACGAGCACAACAAUCUACGAAGGGAGUGAAGCGCACGUAUUCCUCCAUGACCUCCGAAACGCCCGCCACCGUACGAGAUGCCGCGGCGGCGGCGAACCGGCCGCUGGACGCCAUCCGGCCGGCGCGCAACUUCACCAAGUUUGUCGACUACGACUUCUCGAAGAUGACGGAUACCAAGGGCGGGUUCUUGACGGCGGAGGAUGACCCCCACAACCGGGCGCUCAAUGUGCGGGAUGAGAAGGCCGAGCAGAAGCCGCCGAAUAUGACGCAGAAGGAGUGGGAGCGGCAGCAGUUGCUCAAGUCUCUCCGGCGGGACCGCGCGGGCCCGUUUGAGCCCGGGCUCAGUGUGUUGGAUGAUAAGGAGAAGCAGAAGUCGUGUCGUGAGUGCGGGAGCCUUGAGAUUGACUGGAAGUGGGAGGAGGAGCUGCAGUGUCGGAUCUGUCAUGCUUGCAAGGAGAAGUUUCCGGAGAAGUAUAGUUUGCUGACCAAGACGGAGGCAAAGGAGGAUUAUCUGUUGACGGAUCCUGAGCUCCGGGACGAAGAGCUGUUGCCGCAUCUUGAACGGCCGAACCCGCAUAAAUCGACGUGGAACAACAUGAUGCUCUAUCUCCGGUAUCAAGUGGAGGAGUACGCUUUCUCGGAGAAGAAGUGGGGAUCGCCCGAGGCGCUCGAUGCCGAGUUCGAGAGGCGAGAGAACGAGAAGAAACGGCGACGAGAGGCCAAGUUCAAGUCCAAACUGCAGGAUCUCAAGAAGCGCACGCGAGUAGAUGCCUACCGACGCAACCGCUUAGGGGCUGCCGGAGGUCAAUUCGGGGAUGAUUUGGGCAACGGGGGGAGGCAUGUGCAUCAGUGGGGAAGAUUGGUUGAGAAUCCUGAGACGGGGAUUGGAGUGAAGACGUGCGUAGAUUGUGGGAUGGAGGUUGAGGAAUUAGAGUUUUGAAGUACAUGAUUGUACAUCGACAGGGAGAUAUGUAAUGCCACGAGACCACGAUCUGAUGAUUUGACUCCCGCCAUCAAUCUGCUUACCAGAUUAUAAAUAUUUCUGGGGGAGAACCCCCAAACCCC